GUUCAUGCUAAUAAGAAAAAUUACUGCAAAGAAAUAAUGGAUAGUGAAAAUGAAAGUCCUAACUUAGGAAGAAUGAUCUGAGUCUGUCUCAUCACUAGCUUUAGAGAUAAACAUCUGUUGGUGGCCCAGAUGCUUUAUCUGGACCUUCCAUCUUGACACUGUAACUUCGGAAGUUCUCAGUCUAAAGCUUGAGCUCUCCACCAGUUCAUUAUUCAUCCCAUGACUUCCCUUGACUGUUCUUAGUGAAGACUUGCUUCUAGAAAACGAUUCUUAUUACCUGCUCUGAUGUAGAUCACCAACAAAUGACCAGGUUGCCUUGAGUCUUCCACCAGCAGAAAAUCAUAAGAGGAAAAGAACAAGACUUAUGGCCUCCUAAGCAUUUUGUGGUGAAAGAUGGAGCUGACCAAUGUGACCACCCUGUCAAACGCUUCGAACACAGACCUGAGUCGCUGUGACAGGCACUGCAGAAUGAUUCUCAUAUCACUGUACAGUGUGGUUUUGCUGGGAGGUGCUGCAGGGGCCAUUGCGAUGUCUUAUAUGAUGCUCAAAAGGAACAGCCAAUCAAUCGUCGCCACGAUUGUUCUCAAUAUCAUCGUGCUACACUCCAUCCUCCUGUUCAGCCUUCCCUUCCGCCUCAGCUAUUAUGUCUUAGUUGUCUGGGAGUUUGGAUCCUUCACCUGCCGAUUGGUUAGCAGCAUAAUAUAUGGUCAUAUGUAUUUCACCUUUGUUUUCUAUGUGGCCAUCAUCAUAAGUCGAUUGCUCAUGUAUUUUAAGAAACUCCAAACUCAGUUCCAAAAGUACCAUGUGGUGGUUUUAAGCAUUAUUAUUUGGCUGGUGGGCAGUGUAAUUUUUUUGCCAAUAUUUUUUUUACAAUACGGCACCAAUCCAAGUUACUCAGAACAACAGUGUUUUGAGUUCUACAAAGACCUCAAACGCAAGGAGUUUAUUAUCUUGAACUACUCUAUGAUUGUCAUUAUGAUGACAACAGUUGUGACCCUCUUUCUGAUACAGAUGUGGGUCAUUGUUCAACUGGUAAAGGCUCUUUGGCCAGACAUGUGGACCCAUCAAGAGUACAGAGCUCAAAUCAAGAGCUUCUUCUUCCUCCUCAUAAUAGUGGUUUGUUUUAUACCCCAUCAUGCCUUCCGGAUACACUUCAUUCAACAUUACUCAGAGACAGAAGAUUCUGAGUUAGUUCGUUAUAAUGAAAUUUUUGUUGCUUUAACUACAGCCUGUUGCCUGGAUAUGCUGUGUUUCGUAGGUGGUGUUCUUCAUUAAAUACACCUGUGUUACUUGCUUUGUUGAUCAGUUUCUCACUAUUGUAAUAAAAUAGUUUCAAUUGAGUAGCUGCUUUCACAACUUUGAAAUUUUUCAAAUUCUUGUUCUUAAUCAUCACCAAAAUGAUUUUUUCACAAAAAGGUAAUGAGGAUUGAUUUUUUUCCCUCUUCUCAGCAAACUGUUACUAGUUCUUCACUAACUGAAUAUGUUCAAUUGCCUUAACUCUACACAAGUUGAUCCCAACCAUCCAGACUCAACCCCUAUCUCUUUUUUUCUUGUAAUAUUUACUUCCACUAUGCACAGCUAUUGGCUUUCUCAAUGUACUCUCUUCUUUGCAUUUAUUCUCACUGAGCUUUGAUCCUAGAAUGUUCUUCAAGGUCCAGAGAACCCAAAGAUAAAGACUGUACAGAAGCCUUAACUUAUUCAACUUAUGGUCAACUUGUCGAUGACUCUAUCUUGAAAAUUACUGAUAUUUUACCAUAUUUGGAGGAAAGAAUUAGCUCAGAAUGUCAAGAGACCUAGAGGAAAUUCUUUCGGAAUUGAUGGGGCAUUGUUGUGGUUUGAUUCUGAUUAAGAUAUAUCAGACAGUCAGGAAGCUGAGAUUACCUCCCAGAGCCUCCUUUCCAGACAUGCAGCCAUAAAGCAGGAAAAGAAAUAGAAAAAGGUGGAAAACAACUGGACUUAGUCUAGGCAUACUGGCAGACUGUAUUAGAGCCAUGCCUCCGAGACUGUGGGACUAUUCUGAAGCUUCUUUAAGACACCAUAUAUAACCAGGAAGUGUUAAACAAAAUCAGUCAGUGUCAGUUAAACUCAAUAAAACAACCAAGACAACCAACUCAGAUUCUACUUAUCAAACACAGACAUCGAGAGGUCCUUAUGCUUUGCUUUGCUUAUAAUUAUACUCCAUAAAGAGGACUUACCACUUCUUCCCUCUCUAGUAAGUUGGCCAGAGGAUUUAGUCUUGGCCAAGACAACUUCAUGCCAGGGCACUGAAGAAUCUGGCAGGAAGUUCUGACUUGGCUCCAUUACCCUCUUAUCAAAUAUCCUUCCCAUUCAUUCUGGAUUUUGGAGAGAAAUGAAAAAAGUUCACCAAGAAUUAUAAACGUACCUGCAUCUUGAAAUUGACUUCUGAGUUUUCAUUUCCUUGUGAUUUUCUACUGGGUCUAUCAGACAGAAAGUCAAGUAGAUUACUGGAAAAGGAGGGAAAAUUGUACCCCCGUGCCAGAGAGAAAUUGUGCAGUACCUAAAGUUUACCAUACUGUAAGGUCAAUAUCAUAAACCUGUUAUAUGGGAACAAUCUUUUUUUUAAAAUGCAUUUACUUUUGAACAGUAGUCUUCAGAGUGGAGUGGGUACAAUAAUAAUUUAGUGGAAUGUAAAAAGAGUAGUAGAAAUUUAUUUCUAUUUAUUUUAUAUUAAAAUAUAGUUUAUUGUACUGAUAUUCAUAAAGGAACUUAUUGGCAAUGUAUGGGUAUAAACUAUGUAUAAAUAUUAUUUAAUGAGGAUAUAUACAUUUUUUUUUACUGAUAAAGAUGUAAGAUCAAAAUAAUCUGAAAUCCACUGUUCCUGAAGACUAUUCAAGUAAUGAUAAUAUUCCCUGUCAAAAUGUUUUUCUCUUAGGGAUAAGACCAUUCUUUCUUUAGUGAAAGUAUCCUGAUGAAAUGUAAUGAAAUGUAACUAUCAACAUAAUAUAGAAAAGCAUAUGAUAUUACCAUUGGAUACCUAACAAAUGUAUUUGUACAGACCAUCUAUUAUUGCCCUUGUCAAAUUGCCUUAUAAGUAUGCUGCGGCUGCUGCUAAGUCGCUUCAGUCGUGUCCGACUCUGU
Messenger RNA from Bubalus bubalis (water buffalo), 3099 nucleotides. RefSeq names its product probable G-protein coupled receptor 141. Lineage: Eukaryota; Metazoa; Chordata; Mammalia; Artiodactyla; Bovidae. The record is from RefSeq and is a predicted model, not a curated record. Gene Ontology annotation, cellular component: membrane. Gene Ontology annotation, molecular function: G protein-coupled receptor activity; oxysterol binding. The transcript has 2 exons. Gene Ontology annotation, biological process: G protein-coupled receptor signaling pathway. Bases 394 to 1275 code for a protein of 293 amino acids.